ACUGACAGUCUCAUUUUCGCCGACGUUACCCCCUCCUGUCAUUGGAGGGAGUUAAUGACAAAUCUGUCAAUUCACCACUCCCAUAUUACAUUCGUUCGCGGUUAUCUUAGGUGUUUGAAUCCAAGUGCAGAUGGGGUAGUAACGCGAGAUGCGAACUCGUUGACUUUAAAUUAUGUUUCCUAUUCACUGCGCUUGUUUGAGGUCAUCCUGAUUGAACCGUUUUUCGACUGUUAUGACCCGCAGAUCAGAAUGGCCGGUGGUGUACCAAAAUAUAUCUCUUUGCGGCAGGUGACAGUUUCAUCGACUUUUAUCUCGAUCCAGAUGAUCUUGAGAAAUGUGUUAGUUUUCACAAGAGGAGAGUUGGAAUCAAUCGCUGCUUUCGUGAAGCGACACAAUAUAAUUGUGAUCGCUGACGAAGUGUAUGGAUGGCUCAUUUUCGGUCAAGCUAAGAUGAUCCAUUUCGCGUCUUUGCCAGAUAUGUGGAGUCAGACGAUCACGAUAGGCAGCGCCGGUAAAAUGUUCAGCUUGACUGGCUGGAAAUUAGGCUGGGCAGUCGCUUCCGACAAAUUGUUGGUCAGUUUGAAAACUGUACAUCAGAACUGCGUGAACACCUGUCCAACUCCCAUACAGGUUCGUGAUAUGCUACCGCUGCCGAUGUCAUCAUCAUCCUCCAUGGACGCUUCUCCUUUCGGGUCGCGGAGGCAGACGCUAAAUACGAUCGCAAGGUACUUCAACUACCCCACUUGCUCCACUGCCUUUCGGUUAAUCUGA
This is a messenger RNA of Soboliphyme baturini, 771 nucleotides long. The record is from the annotation of a GenBank genome assembly. Lineage: Eukaryota; Metazoa; Nematoda; Enoplea; Dioctophymatida; Soboliphymatidae.